UUGAAUAGUGUAUACGCGUAACGUGCACGGCUUUUCGCUUACAACUACUCGUUUGUCGUCGAACAGGCAACAGCACGAUUAUACACUUUUCUCUUUUAUAGUAAGAUUUUGCGAGCUCACGUUUCGUGUCAAUAAAGGCUUAAAAAUGCGUUACGUGGCUGCAUACUUGUUGAGUGCCCUUAGUGGAAAGGAGCCAGCUACUGAUGAUAUUGAAAAAAUUCUAAGCUCUGUUGGUAUUGAAGUUGAUUCUGAAAAGCUUGGUAUUGUUAUAAAGCAACUGAAGGGCAAGAAUGUUGAUGAACUCAUUGAAAGCGGUAAAGCUAAGUUAGCCAGUGUACCAACGGGAGCUGCAGCAGCUGCACCUGCAGGUGGUGCAGGUGGCGCUGCGCCUGCUGAAGCUGAGGAAAAGAAAGCUAACAAGAAGGAAGAGAAGGCUGAAGAAUCUGAUGAAGGAUCAGAUGAUGAUAUGGGCUUUGGCUUAUUCAACUAAGACUGUUACGUUUUCUUGCUUGCUGCUCCUGACCAUUUUGUAUUUCGACAUUUGACGGUUCAAUAAAAUUACAAAAUAAUUA
Molecule: messenger RNA, 572 nt
Organism: Adelges cooleyi (spruce gall adelgid)
Lineage: Eukaryota; Metazoa; Arthropoda; Insecta; Hemiptera; Adelgidae
Gene: RpLP2
Product: 60S acidic ribosomal protein P2
Exons: 5
Coding region: 146-490 (114 amino acids)
Biological process (GO): cytoplasmic translational elongation
Cellular component (GO): cytosolic large ribosomal subunit; ribosome
Molecular function (GO): structural constituent of ribosome
Source: RefSeq, a predicted model, not a curated record